AGAUGAGCGUGAGAGGCGGUGACCUCAUCGUCGACGCCGCAAGUUUAGAUGAACUUCUGAUUUGAACGAGCCGAGAGGCGGUCGGCACGGACAACAACAGUCACAGAGGUGGAGAGAUUCACCGGGUUUCCGCCACGAAGCCUUCAUGCCGGGUCGGUUUUUCAAUCUUUACCGGGCCGUGACGGUUUGUGUCUCCCGGGGACUGGCCAGCGAGAGCGUUAUUUUUCCUCUCGAGAAGACGAGGUGGACAUUGAUAAAGGGAAACGUCUUCUGACGACAGUCAGACUAGUGGGCCGGGACGGAAGGAGAGCUCAUCCUGGUCACCGCCUCUCUAAUCUGCAGGAAACCCUUGGUACUUGAAGAUUGGUAAAGCCUUCAUCUGUUGACAGGUCACCCAGCGGGCUGUAUCAUCCGGAGUCCACCGGCCCGGACAACUUUCUGGGAACCUCGGUGAGGGUCCAACUUUCUCACGAGGGUUCGGGGGUCUGUGGGCCGAGUUGGUUCUGUUCAGUUUUACUUCACCAAGGGGCUUCGUGUUUACAAGACAUCCAGACAUCAACAGUCAAAGGAGAGCGGUCGUUGUUUUAGGCAAGCCGCUGAGUUGGUCCCAUUCAGACUGAAUCCAGUCCUCUGCAGCAUGGUUGCCAUGCAGACUGCAUAUUAGUGACCAGCUGUAAAGGUUCACAUCAACGCAUUUCCUUUCACCAAGGUCCAGCUCCGGAAAGCACCAAAUGUAUCCGUGAGACUCUCUCGUUACUUCACUCAGUGGGCAUAAUGUUGACCCGAAACUAAAUCCAUCAGCAACUCAUCCCUACCUUUCCCUCCCAUCUCCCCUCUCCCAUCUCCAUCAUGACCAGUCUGAAGCGUUCUCAGACAGAGCGCUCGGUUGGGGGCUCAGUGCCGGCUUCUGAUGAGUUCUAUACCCGCCGCCUGCGACUGCCCAAUGGGGGGGCGCCGCCGCCACGCAGUGAGAGCGCCCACAUCUCCUCUUCAACCAACGCCAGCACCAACCCUGGCGUCCCAAAGAUGGGGGUUCGGGCUCGUGUGGCUGACUGGCCCCCGAGAAAGGACGGAGGAGGAGGAGGCGGCGGAGGAGGAGGAGGAGGAGGAGGCGGCGGCGGUGUUUGGCACAUAACCGUGGAAACGGACUCACCCAGCUCUACCAACACCACCAGCUCUUCAGGGUCCGGGAGUGGUGAUAGAGAAAGACUCGUUGGAGGGGGACCAGGUGGAGGAGGAGGAGGAGGAGGAGGAGGAGGAGGAGGAGGAAGCAGCAGUAGUGGUAGUGGUGGCAGUGGAGGAGGAGGAGGAGGAGGAGGAGGAGGAGGAGGAGGGGGGGUGUCGGCCGUCACAGCCCACAGCAAUCUGUCAGCCAAGCUCGGCCACCUGAUAAGCCCGCAGGACUCGUCCAUGCUGCGCAACAUCCACAACACUCUCAAGAACAAGAUGCAGAGCAAGGGAAAGGACAACCGCUUCCUGUCACCGGAUGGCUAUCUGGGCUCGCCACGCAAAGGCAUGAGGCGCAUCCGCCAGCGCAGCAACAGCGACAUAACAAUCAGUGAGCUGGAUGUGGACGGCAACGAGGGCUGGUCCUUCUCCGGCUGGACGCCUAUGCACCGCGAGUACGGCAGCACUUCAUCCAUAGAUAAGCACGGCGUUUCGGGGGAGAGCUUCUUCGACAUGCUAAAAGGGUACCAGUCCUCAGAGGCCCCCGAUCAGCGAAGCCCGGCUCCGGAGAAGCUAACGGAGCUACUCACUGUGGCCCCGACAAAGCAGGCCGCCCUGGACCUGCCGGACGGACCUCUAGGUCCAGCCAGAGGUAGCCCCGCCAGUCGGCUGAAGGAACGAGAGAAGCACUUGAAGAGGAGGUCAAAGUCGGAGACGGGCGGAGAGUCGAUAUUCCGCAAGCUGCGCAGUGUGAAGGUGGAGGGGGACACGUCGAGAGCCGGCUCCGAUGCAGAGGACGGUGGGAAGGGAGAUGACGGCGGUCCGCCUCCCAAACCCUGGGCGUGUCAAAAAGGUUUUGCCCAUUUCGAUGUCCAGUCUCUGCUCUUUGACCUCAACGAGGUAAUCCACAGUCGCCAAUCUGGGUCCAAACGCAAGAACACCACCACCGGGGCCUCGGCGGCUGCCGCCGCCUCCGCUUCGGCCACGUCUUCCCUCUCCUCCAAUCAGAGCGGGGUGUACGGGUCACCCUGCGGCUCACAGGAGGAGCUGAGCAAAGAGGGCGUAGGAGGAGGGCACGGCACCGGCCCGGCCCUGGACCCCGGGGAUGACAAGAGCAACGACCUGGUGCUCAGCUGCCCUUGUUUCAGGAAUGAGAUCGGCGGAGAGGGCGAGAGGAACAUCUCUUCUGCUAAACAGCCGGGCAGCAUAGGUAGUGGUGGGAGCUCAAGCAACUCUUCGGGCAGCACAGAGGAAGGACCUUUGGACGCCAUCCUCACUAAUCAUUUCACCAACGCUGGUGUGGCAGUACUUGAAGUCACCAAGGACGGGCCGAGCCAACAUGCUGACAGGUCCAAGCGUUACAUCGUGGAACAUGUGGACCUCGGCACCUAUUACUACCGAAAGUACUUCUACCUCAGAGAACACUGGAACUAUCUGGGCGUGGACGAGAACCUGGGCCCAGUGGCAGUGAGUCUGAGGAGGGAGAAACUGGAUGAACACAAGGAGCAUGGCCAGCAGUAUAACUACAGGGUCAUCUUCAGAACCAGUGAGCUGAACACCCUGAGGGGCUCCAUCCUAGAAGACGCAGUACCGUCCACUUCUAAGCAUGGUCUAGCUCGAGGCUUGCCCCUCAAAGAGGUGCUGGAGUUCCUGGUGCCUGAGCUCAACGUGCACUGCCUGCGCCUGGCACUCAACACGCCAAAGGUCACCGAGCAGCUGAUGAAGCUGGACGAGCAGGGGUUGAGUUUCCAGCGCAAAGUUGGGGUGAUGUACUGCAUGGCGGGUCAGAGCAGCGAGGAGGAGAUGUACAACAAUGAAUCGGCUGGUCCUGCCCUUGAGGAGUUCCUCCAUCUACUGGGCGAGAGGGUUCGACUCAAAGGCUUCACCAAGUACCGGGCCCAGCUGGACGCCAAGACUGACUCGACGGGCACUCACUCCAUGUACACCACCUACAAGGACUAUGAGAUCAUGUUCCAUGUGUCUACCAUGCUGCCGUACACGCCCAACAAUAAGCAACAGUUACUGCGGAAGCGUCACAUCGGGAAUGAUAUCGUCACGAUCGUGUUCCAGGAGCCCGGGGCCCUCCCCUUCACCCCCAAAAACAUCCGCUCGCACUUCCAGCACGUCUUUGUGGUUGUGCGUGCUCACAAUCCAUGUUCAGACAACAGCUCCUACAGUGUGGCUGUCACCCGUUCCAAAGACGUUCCCUCUUUCGGGCCUCCCAUCCCUGACGGCGUGACCUUUCCCAAGUCCUCCGUGUUCCGGGACUUCCUGCUCGCCAAGGUCAUCAACGCGGAGAACGCCGCGCACAAGUCCAACAAGUUCCGCGCCAUGGCGACGCGAACGCGCCAGGAGUACCUGCGCGACCUGGCUGAGCGCCACGCCACCAGCACCCCCAUCGACCCCUCCGGAAAGUUCCCCUUCAUCUCGCUGGCCCACAAGAAAAAGGAGAAGAGCCUCUCGUACGGCGGGGCGGAGCUGCGCAGCCCCGGGGCGGUGACCUGGACGGUCCACGCCGAGGACCACGCCACCGGCGGGGAACUGGAGGCCCUGAUGGCCGUCUCCAACGACUUCCUCAUCCUGCUGGACCAGGGCGCCAAGGCGGUGGUGUUCAACUGCGCCACAAAGGACGUGAUUGGCUGGACGCUGAGCAGCCCGGCGUCCUUGCGGAUCUUCUACGAGCGGGGGGAGAGCGUGUCCCUGAGGAGCGUCGGAAAUAACACGGAGGACUUCAAGGAGGUGGUCAAGCGCCUGGAGUUCCUGACUAAAGGCUGCGAGACAUCUGAGAUGACGCUUCGUCGGAAUGGCCUCGGGCAGCUGGGCUUCCACGUGAACUACGAGGGCAUCGUCGCUGAGGUGGAGCCAUAUGGUUACGCCUGGCAGGCAGGCCUGCGUCAGGGAAGCCGAUUGGUCGAAAUCUGCAAAGUUGCUGUAGCAACGCUGACCCACGAGCAGAUGAUUGACCUCCUGCGGACCUCCGUGACAGUCCGUGUCGUUAUCAUUCCACCUCACGAUGAUGCCACUCCACGCAGAGGCUGUUCAGAGCUCUAUCGGAUGCCUGUGUCAGAUUACAAGGGCAGCAGCAGCGAUAGCGGCUCCUUCGAAUACAAGUUUCCCUUCCGCAGUAACAACAACAAGUGGCAGAGGACGUCCAGCAGCCCCCAGCAGUCACUCACCGCCUCGCCACAGCCCCACCAGCCCAACCGGGCCAUCAGCCUGGGAAGCUCGGUGGGGAAGACCUUGUCCGCUGAGAGGCUGGAGCGGGGCGCCGUCAUCCCACGCAGCGUCAGCAGUGAUGGCCGGCCCCUGGACACUAAGAGGAUGUCUCCGGGCAGUGAGAGCUAUAGCCUGGCCUCCUCGAUGGCGCUGGGUCGCUCUCCUCACAACCGCAGCUCGCCCAGCAAUCUCUCUUGUUCCAGUGACGCCUCCGGAAGCUCUGCUCACUGGAGACAGAAGUCCAUGCCUGAGCAGUUUGUUGGGAGCCGUCACUCUCCAAUGUCUACAGAGAGAAGAGAGGUGGUCGGAGAGGGCGGGUCCAGUGGAAAGUCCACUCCCAAUUGGUCGAGAAUGGAGGAAGGGGGAGGGGCUGAACGAGGUUCAACAGAGGCCCCAGUCUCCAAGUCCGGUCAAGGCUACUCCGGAGGUCCCCGCAUCCAACGACAGGAGCAGGUCAUCCACCUGUCCCCCAAGAAGAGCAGCCAGUCGGACGGCCCGUAUUCCGGCCACUCCAGCAGCAACACUUUGUCCAGCACCGCUUCCAGCGGGGGCCACAGCGACAGCGAUAAGUGGUACGAAAUGGGAGCGGGCGGAGGCUCCAGCGGUGACCAGGGUGAGCCGGAGCCCAACGGGCUGGGCGGGGGGGGCUACCUCCAGGGGACGUCUGCAGACAGCGGCAUAGACACCAGCUCUUACGGGGCCCCGCACCACGCACACCCCCACUCGCACCACGGCAGCACCACCUCCCUGCUGGCCCCGAGCGGAGGCAGGGAGAGCCGGGAGAGCAGGGAGAGGUUGGCGUCCCCGUGGCACAGCCCCACGGAGGGAGGCCGCCGGAUGCUGGAGAGGUCGCCGGCUGCGGCGGAGUCCCCAGGGCCUCCAGCGGAGAGGAGCCUGGAGGGGACGGGCAGAAGCCCACCUACUCAUCUCCUGGUUAGAGACAGCAGCACAUACAGUCUGAACGAGGCCGGAUCCCACUCCAGUGCCAGGCAUUCAGGCCACAGCUCCCCAAGAGAGGAAUCCUCCUCUUCAGCCACUUCCCCUUCCUCCCAGUCCUCAUCCUCCCCUGGGCCCAAGAGCUUCUACCCCCGCCAAGGAGCUCAGUCCAAGUACCUGAUUGGCUGGAGGAAACCUGGGUCCACUAUCAACUCUGUUGACUUCGGAGACACACGCAAGAAGUCUCCGGGAGAGGGUGGAGGGGAAGUUGCUCCAACCCCAGCAGCCAGGCCCUCUCUUCGGGAUAUGCACUCGCCCCAGCCUCAUGCCAAAUCUACGAUGGAGGAAGAUGUGAAGAGACACUGUGCACCGGACAGCCCUCCACAGCCGCGCAGACAUAAGGAAAAGCACGGACAGAAAUCCCCAAUGAGCCAGCCUCUCAGCCACCGGCGCUCACUCCAUCGAACCCUAUCGGAUGAGAGCAUCUACCGUGGCCAGCGGCUGCCCACCCUGUGUUCCUCAAUAACGGAACCGACCCUCGCCGCAGAUGUUCUCUUCAGCUGCUCCACCCUCCCACGCUCGCCCACCACCCGGGGUGUUCCCCUCAGACGGCCCUCCUAUAAGCUGGGAGUCAAACUCCACGGUGACCUUUCUGCAUCCGACACAUCGUUGGUGGAUCUGGUGGAGCGUCAUCGUGGACCUCUCCCUCAGGAGCUGAUGCCCCUCCCCUCUCAAGACAGAGACAGUCCCCUAGAGUGGACACAUCUGGUGGAUGUGGCCAAUACCUUUGAGACUGAAAGAAACACACACUAUGUCCAAAGAAGUUAUGUGUUUGGAGAUUCAAACCACAGAAGCAGCGGGGCGUCCAGUCCCCAGCAGCCACACAUAGAGCUGCAGCCUGCGCCGCUGUCCCGGCCCUCCUCCAGUGAGGGUCACAUAGGGCUGGAGAGGAAGGUCACCAAGCUGGAGUCCAUGGUGAAGAUGCUGCAGGAGGACCUGAAGAAGGAGCGUGAAGACAAGUUGAGACUCCAGGGUCAGAUCAAGAGGCUGUGGGACGACAACCAGAGGCUCAAAGAGGAGUCGCAGACGUCCGCCGCUAAGCUCAAGAAGUUCACAGAGUGGGUCUUCAACACCAUCGACAUGAACUAACUCCGGCCCCCUCAUUUUAACCCACGCACGCACUUACACACACAAUCUGGACGAAGGGGCAGAGGGGGAAGAACCUGUGCACAAGGAAAGUGGAGACUCGUUGGUCCCAAUCAGCCGCGUUGCUGCUAAACCCUCCGACCAUCUUCCACUGGUUUGAAACAUCAGCGGGUAAUAUCAUCGACCAGCCCCGGCCUCCACAGACCCCUCCGUGUACCUUCUUCGAGGAGAAUGGAUGUUGUUUAUCACAAAGGACUGACCUCCACUCUCCAAUAGCACCGCCGCGCUGAAUUGAUCUUUCUUUCAUCUCGCUGUGCCAAAAGCGGUUCUCUACUUUAUUUAUUUUUUUCAAAAUUGCCAACAAAAAGGAAGCUCUUCCCCUCCGUUCUCUCUCUGAAGAAGUCCGCUUUGCCUCUUCCUGGCGUGAACACAAAAUAUCAACCCUCCCCUGCCUUCUCAGUGGAUGGGCUUCUCUUUAGGAGACAACCCUGCAGUUCAAACCCAGCUUUUACCUCUUUGUCCCCUUUUGCUUUUAUUCUUUUUUUUCGCCCUCCUUCUCCGAAAAGGCGACUGAGUCUUUAACGCCAAACCAAACCCGCCUCAGCAGAGGGUAGCCGACAGCCCCGUGACUUAAGAGAAGACGUCGACCACCCCACACAAUCCAGGAUGAAUCCCGAAGCCUCCAGACCGCUGGACACCGAUGUUUUCAUCCCCUUCACGUGUGAGAGUGGAGUGUAAAUAAUUGUGGUGUUUCCUGUCCUCGAAUCUUCAACUUGUGGCUGUCUGCAGCCCCGCUGACAUGGAAGCAGCUUGACACGAGUCUGAACAGGAUGAGAAAAAUGGAUUUGUACAGGUUUUAUUUUUUAUUUUUUUUCUCUCCUCUGUGACACUUCCAACUGGAUUACAGCAUCCUGUUGGUCUUUACAGCACAAACCAACACCUGACAGAGGAGUAUAUUUAUAAGCCAUCGGCAAGAGAUGCCAUCGAACGUGACUGAUAUCCAGAGUGCUUUGGUCCAUCCCAAUUAUAUGUGUCUUAAAAAGCAAUAGGAAGAAGUCAUGACUCCUGUCUCUCAACAAAAAAGCGGAAAGUUUGCUCUCGGGAAGAUGUUUUUAAGGCCACGCUGAAAAGACACUAGUCUCUAUCUUCCAUUGAAGCAGUGAUUUGUGCUUUGAGGGGAAAAGGGAAAGAGGACUCGCAUCCCACUGUCUGGAAUACAGAGAGCCAGCUGAUCUGCAAUGACAUUUGAGACAUUUUUGGGGGAGGGAAAAGUAAGAAGGGACCUUUUUUUCCCCCCCUAGGUUAAUUUAUUUCAUUGUAUUAUAAUUCCAAUAAAUAAUUUGUUCUAUUCGUACAAUAAAACUGACAUCAGUGUUUAGUUCCUCAAGAAAAAAGGUCACUAGCGAUAUUAUUUAAAUGGCUUUCUUUCUUAAUUCUGGCUAAAGUCGGACUAUAUGCUUUUAAUUCUGUGUUAUGUUGUAUUUCGUAGUGCCCAAGCCUGCUGUUGUGUUGCUUACAGUGCCCUCUAGUGAUGCCCAGUGGAAAUGUCAAGAUUAUUAAAUGUGCUGCCAGUCACUCUGUAAAUAAUCCCACGCCUACCUACAACAAUCAGUGAGACACGGACCGAGAGGCCACACGGACCAGGAAGGACACCAGAAGCCUGCUUUGGGUGACAAUCAAAGGUGGAUUUUUUUUGAUGGUGGGGGGGGUUUAAAAGGGGCAGAACCUAGGUGUACUUGUAUGUAAGUGGGUGUGUUUUACAUUUUAACACGUACAUAUUUUCCUCAGGUUCAGUACAUGUUGGGAAACGUCCAAAGGACGUACCUGAUUAGAGAAUAAGCCGUUGAUCAGAAGGAACUGCAGUACGGUUCUGUGUCAUCGUGUGAAUGUUCAUCGGUCCAUUCAGUCGUGCCUAUAGUCACUCAUUUUGGUCAUUUACUCCCAGGGACGUGCCUUUGAAACAGCACCUGGGGAACAGAUGAAAGGGAAAGUAAACACACAUGGUUACACACACACACAGUUUUAAAUAGACUCCUACUCAUAGUUGUAGACCACAUUAAAGUUUUUACGUGAGGGGCAUCUGGUUUGUCUUUUUCAUAUGAAUAUUUUGAGGCCGGCUGCCCUCCAGUCUAGUGUGUGUCUGUGCGACUGUGUUCAGUCGCAUGCAGUAUGUCUUUCAGGGCCCCUGUAAUAAGAGUGUAUCAGACUCCCACAAACCCACAAAGCUACUUACUGCCCCAGCAGGAGCCACGGAGCUAUUUGCUCAGCCAGGUGUCUGUUUUGGGGUCAUUUCAGGUCGCUAACUUGAGGGUGCACGUUGAAACUCUUGUUCACACGCCUGUUUGUUAGCCUUAAUUCCCCUUGUGUUUGCAUCAUGAAUCGAUGCAAAUAAAACCCUGCAGAAUAAAGCACAAGCGGCACCCCGGUCUGAAUGUAAGGAGAAUAUAGAACGGCUGAAGGUAAAAUGUUUACUAUAACUGACACUCGGCUCUGCGGUUCUGCAGGGAGAUCGGUGAAGUCUCAACAAUAUACGUGAGCGGUUCUGUUUUAGGAACCUCUUGGAUCAGAACAGCGCAAGGGAACAGUCAAGUGCUCAAAUGUUGUCCUUGAUGAUUUAAUUUGGUUGUUUUUAACAAGUUGGCCAAUUGCGAAAAGCAGUGUAAUAGUCAUCCAAUAAUGUGAAAUCCUCAAAACAUACCGAAAAUAUAACUCGAAUCGGCAGAAGUGUUUCUAAAUCCAGGUUUUGACUGUAAAUUGUUGUGAGCACUGGUUUCCUUACUGGGACUGCAGUAUGUCGAUGCUUCAAUAAUAACUAAUAGAUAAUGUUUCGUAUUUUAUUGUACAUGGAAAGUGCUCUAGUUUUUUGUAUUCCAAAUGAAGUAUGGCCAAAAUGACAAAGUGUGCUGUGCAGAUGUUUUUGCUCGCAUCUUUAAGCGUGUGCAUCUAGAUGGGAUUAGUUACACACUUUAUUCACACACACACAUACACACACACACACACGUAGUUAUUCCAGUGUCAACGAUAGUUUAUUUUACAGUGUGGUUCUUUCCUCCGCUUUGUUUUCGGUGCCUUCCUGAGGCACUUGGGAAAUGUGAAUGUUCUAAUGUUCCGUUUUGUAAUAUCUGUUAUUCUUAAGAACCUUUGCACAAUGUUUUAUAAAUCGCCUGGUCGACAGGUUUCGGAUAAGAAGGGUGAAUCGAUCCAUUCCUGUGCCGUCGUGUCUCCGUGUGUCACUUUGUCGUUGUCCUGCCAAUGUAGUUUCCUGACAAAGAGCAAGGAGCUAGACUUUAUUCACCUCAAAAAAAUCAGAACCCCCCCCCCACCCCCCUCCCCCUGUUUUUAUUUUUUUCACCCUCAAGCAUCACCGACCAGAGCGGGCUGCGUGUUUGUUCUGUGCAGGAUGCCGGGUUUUCAGUCAAGCACAACUUUUGAGGUUUGUGAUUGCAGAGGGGGGGGGGAGGGAGAGAAAGAGAGAGGGAGGGGGGGGUGGUUUUACAAAGCUGAGUGGCGGCUUACAUCGCUGUGUCGGGGUCCAUUUGGUUUCCUCCUGUUGGGAGAAUAAACCAAACAUUUAAAGGGGAUCCGACAAAGCGCACUAAUUCUAAAGAGGACCGUUCGUUUUACAGAGUUGAAAAUACUGUUUACAUCUCGGAUCCAUUGUCUUUGUAAAAUGUAAAAGUAUGAGAGACAUUUGCAGUGAUCACAGUAUUAAAAGUUUCUGAAAUAAAUAAAUGCCGUAUUGA
Molecule: messenger RNA, 10208 nt
Organism: Pungitius pungitius (ninespine stickleback)
Lineage: Eukaryota; Metazoa; Chordata; Actinopteri; Perciformes; Gasterosteidae
Gene: sipa1l1
Product: signal-induced proliferation-associated 1 like 1
Exons: 27
Coding region: 850-6468 (1872 amino acids)
Biological process (GO): regulation of small GTPase mediated signal transduction; activation of GTPase activity
Cellular component (GO): cytoplasm
Molecular function (GO): GTPase activator activity; protein binding
Source: RefSeq, a predicted model, not a curated record